AGUGACCCCGGCAGACCAGCCGCUGCCUCGGGGCCCCACUCACGUCCCCCGCGCCGCCGCCGCCGCGCUCCACGCCUUUAAAGUCGAACCCGGGUUUGGACCUGAUGCUUUGCUCAUCCCCACAUUCAGCCUCUCCGUAAGCCCAGAGAAGUGGAAUCUGCACACUGAAACUCUCGGUGGCUGGAGCGGGCGGACUGGGCAUGCUCAGAAGCCAGGGCUGGCUUUGGUCUCAAGUAGGAAGCUUUUGCACUCGGAGGCAGCGGCGACUUUGGGGAAAGUUGAUCGGAGAGGGGAGGAAGCCCCAAGACGCGGAGCAGCGGCAGGAAGGAGCCCCCGGCAGCCCGGAGGAGCAUGGGCACCCUGCGGGAUUUACAGUAUGCGCUCCAGGAGAAGAUCGAGGAGCUGAGGCAGCGGGAUGCUCUCAUCGAUGAGCUGGAGCUGGAGUUGGAUCAGAAGGAUGAACUGAUCCAGAAACUGCAGAACGAGCUGGACAAGUACCGCUCGGUGAUCCGGCCGGCCACCCAGCAGGCGCAGAAGCAGAGCGCAAGCACCUUGCAGGGCGAGCCGCGCACCAAGCGGCAGGCGAUCUCUGCGGAGCCCACCGCCUUCGACAUCCAGGAUCUCAGCCAUGUGACCCUGCCCUUCUACCCCAAGAGCCCACAGUCCAAGGAUCUUAUAAAGGAAGCUAUCCUUGACAAUGACUUCAUGAAGAACUUGGAGCUGUCACAGAUCCAGGAGAUUGUGGAUUGUAUGUACCCGGUGGAAUAUGGCAAAGACAGUUGUAUCAUCAAAGAAGGAGAUGUGGGGUCACUGGUGUAUGUCAUGGAAGGUAUGGUUCGUAACUCUGAUCCUCUGAUAUUCAAACAUUUCCUUUCCAUCAUAUCAGCCUGCACACAGAUGGCAAUGCAGGGCUGUUGUUUGGUAAUUCUGACAUUUUACGAAGAUAUUCUGGUGGCAAACAAGGUGGAGAACAAAUUAGAAGGAAAGACUGGAGGCAGAGAAAGUUACAGUGUAUUGCAACAGCCCACUUGA
Castor canadensis (American beaver) is the source of this 1032-nucleotide messenger RNA. Lineage: Eukaryota; Metazoa; Chordata; Mammalia; Rodentia; Castoridae. The record is from RefSeq and is a predicted model, not a curated record.